Messenger RNA from Columba livia (rock pigeon), 4213 nucleotides. Its product is annotated as mesothelin. Lineage: Eukaryota; Metazoa; Chordata; Aves; Columbiformes; Columbidae. Gene Ontology annotation, cellular component: cell surface. Gene Ontology annotation, biological process: cell-matrix adhesion. The transcript is spliced from 31 exons. The coding region runs from base 350 to 3739 and encodes 1129 amino acids. The record is from RefSeq and is a predicted model, not a curated record.
CCACAAGAACAGAUACUGUUUUGUGAAAUCGUCCAGCUUGGUUCAAACACCUUCUCCACAGCUCUGUCCCCAGUUGACUGACCUUGCUGAGCCUGGAGCAGAGUUCCCAGUUUGACGUACCUGGGGACUGAGAAAGGCCUGUCAGAGCAGCAGAGGAGCUGCUGUGGGUUUCUCUUUGGAAUUUCCCAGGUGGGGAUGUCUAGGAUGCAGUUUUGCGAAGCCAGAGACACACCCUGGUUUGCUCAGUGAAAAGCAGCCGCUGAUCGGAGCCCUGCCCAGCGAGUGCUGGCGACUAACGGCUUGGAGGUGAUUCCUUGCAUGUUUGGGCUCUCCGAAGACCUUUGCAGAAAUGCUGCCGUUAUUCCAAAGUCUGGGCUUCCUCCUUUUGGUUGGUUGGCAGGUUGCUAUUGCAGAUUCUGCUGGGACAUACCUGUGCUCCAGCUACCCUGUCAAUGAAUCUGCCGUGUGUGCUUCAGUGAAGAGGGUCAGUCAAGAGAUGCUUCUCAAGGUAGCUCAUGGCCAAGCUUCCCCCUGCAGCCUCACUUUUGGGCAAUAUGCCUGCGCGCAGAGUGCUUGGCUCCAGGACCUUCAGGAUGAUUUUCUCAUAUCCUUAUAUUCUUGCCUUAUCCCUAAACCUGCCAGUCCUAUGGAUGCGGAAUACUCUGUUUUGUUCUUUUCCAAGUAUGAUGCCAAGAAGCUUAUAGCUGCCCUGACUAUGUUCAGCCGGCGGUUUUCUCAUGUGCCUCUUUCUCUUGAGUGGAACAUGGUCUUCAUUAAUGGCCUGUGGGAGAAGAUGUUGCAAACACCCAACAUAGACAGCCCACCUAUUUUGUCUCAGUGGGUCCAUGAGGGGCUUCAGCCAUUCCUGGUGGAACCCAAGGUCUUUGCUUGCCUCCAUGCCAAAAACAUCGUGUGUGAGACCUUUCAGAACAUAGUCGCUGCCCUGAAUGACAUAUAUUCGGACCUUCCAGUGGAAGAACAGAGGAGGAUUUACUCUGGAAUCAAAUACUAUCUCACCCAGGAUGGAUCAAACCAGAAAUGCUACAGUGCAGCCGUUCCAGGUCUGAAUUCCACUGCAUGGUUUGAAAAUUAUCUGGGAUCCUUUCUGGAACAUGCUACUGUUGAAGACAUGCAGCUUUUUGGUGAUGAACCAACGCUUCAAAAAUUUGCCAGGGAUCCAGUCAAUAUACAGCUGAUCAGCAGCCUCACCUUGCUGCGGGAGACAGCUGUGUACUACACCUGGCUGCUGACCUCCGGACCUGGUUUUCCCUUAUCGAGUGUCCCAGACAGACUGGUUUGCUACCUGAGCCCCUCAGCAGUGAGCAACCUGAGCAGAGAUGACGCUCUGAGCUUGGCCCAGAGGAUCACUAAGAACUGCCCGUGGAACCUGACACACAGAGGAAUAACUAGGAAGCGAGCUCCCUCCUCCCUUCCCGCAGAGGAACUGCAGGUUGCAUCCUCUUUGGUGAGAAAGUUUGAGCAUUUCUCUGCUGAGAUCCUGCAUGCACUGGGCCAGGCUGCAGUUGGGCUGUCUGUAUCCGACAUCCAGAACAACAUCCAUGAUAAGGACCUUGAAGCAUCUAUUCCUGCCCUGGGUGAAGUUCGCGGCUGGAACGCUGAGCAGUCCAGCACUAUUAUCAACAAACUGCUCAGCUCUGGCUAUCAGAUCCUGGAUGGACAGAGCCUGGCAAAGCUGGGGAGCUUGGUGGCUGGUCUCAACAGCAGCACAGUUCGAAAUCUGCCUCCAGAAGUCAUCUUGGAAGCCAUUAAAUUGCCUGAGUUUGUUCAGCAAAUGGCGACCCUGCCCUCUCCUCUGAAAAUGGCAUUUGUGGAAAAGAUUUCCUCCAGUGUAGGCCACCCUGCUGACCUGGUUAAAUAUAUCCCUGAUGCUCUGGCCAGUUAUAUUCCAAAAUCAUUGCUUGUUUUUGAGGAAGAGAAGCCCAGUGUUCAGGAUUUCAACAGUAAAAUGUGGACCCGAGAACAGGCUGCCAUGUUCUUCAAUGAUGUGAUAAAGACAGAGCCUGACUUCACCAGUCUCUCCCAGUCGGUCCUCCAAGGCUUCACCUGUGCAGCUGCACGUGAGCUGGACGCAGAAAGCCUUCAGGACCUGGCCAAAGCCAUGAAGGAGAAGAAUGUCGAGCUAGGAGAAGACCAGCUGAGCUGCUUAGUGAAGAUGGUGACACUGAAUGGGAUUCCCAAGGAUUUAGAUAACUAUCCUAAAGAUGUGUUGCUAUUUUUAAGUCCUUCAGACUAUGCAGCAACAGGGAGCUGUCGGCAGUACUUUGCUGAAAUCGGGAGAGCAAAUCUGCAUGUUCUGCAAAAAGAGUCGUCCCAGCGGAAACAGCUGCUCUUGGAAGCAUUAGCAUGUCUGAAAAUCCCUGGCACGCAAGUGAACACAGAAAAUACAGAGAUUCUGGGACGUCUGGUCUGUGACCUGGGUGGAGAAUACAUUAGAAGUUCUGGUGGGAAUUUGCUGAAGCAGUUAAGCCGGUGUGAAUCUUUCCUGCCCGAUCAAGAAGAAGCCAUUAGGAGCGUCGUCAUUGGUGGUAACACUACGUUUGGGCCUCCUGCAGCAUGGUCAGCUUUUACCUUGAAUGAGCUCAGUGGAUUGAUUCCUGUCUUCGAUCACAGUAUCCUGCAGCAGAUCCCCAAGAAAGCUUUAACUGUUUGGCUGAAAAACUUUGCACACGAUUCGCCCCUGUCCAGGAAACAGGUGGCCGCUGUUGUCCAGGAGCUCCUGCCCACGAGGCACAAGCGUGCUGACGGUUGCCCAGCUGGCAAGCAGGUAACAGAGGAGGUUCUUAACGAUGACACAAUGCCUAUUUACUACACACCUGAGGAGUUACGUGCUUGCCUGAAGAACGUCUCUCUGGAGAACCACCUCUCUCAGAUACUGACCUACCCAUUCAGUGUUCAGCAAUUAGCUGUGCUGAAGGAGAAUCUGGAUGAGACAUAUCCUGAUGGGUAUCCUGAAAGUCUGCUUCGCAACCUGGGACCCCUCAUGGAUUUUAUCACCCCAAAGGACGUUGCCAAAUGGAAGAUAACUUCAGCUGACACACUGGCUUUCUUGCUAAGAAAUGAGCCCCCUAAUGAUCAGGCUUCAGCAAUAAUUAGACGAUAUAUUGACUUGGGAAACCCCUUGAAUGCCACUGCACUGAAUGCAAUUGGUACAAGAUAUGUGUGCCUUCUAAAUGCGACUGAUUUGAACAUGAUAGACCCCAACAGCUUGAAGCUGGCAUCUCUGAAUCUUUCAGCCUGUUCGCAGACUACGAAAGACAUCUUGUAUGUUAAAGCCAAACGUGCUUUCUCAGACCAGCACAAUACACCUGCUUAUUAUCAGCUUAUUGUACCAUAUCUAGGGGGUGCUCCUGGUGUGGAUCUCCAAGCUCUAAGCAAGGACAAUGUGAACAUGAAUGUUAGUACUUUGGCGGGGUUAAGAAGCGACGCUUUGAUGAGCCUGACACCUUCUGAGGUUCAGGGCUUGCUGGGGAUGAAUCUUGCUGAUCUGAAGAAGUGGCAGUACAAGCCUCCCAUCUGGGACUGGAUCCAGGUGCAGAAACAAUCAGAACUGAAUAAACUGCAGAUUGGGCUCACUGGGGGAACGCAGGAAGGCUACAUCAACAUCGUCACACCCAAAUUUCAGACACCAUCCUCAGCCCCUCUGGGUCCUGUGGCCAUGAUGUUCCACCUCCUGCCUGCUCUGCUUACCAGUUUCCUGAUCAUGUCAGUUUUAUCUUGAAAAUGUUUCUCGGGAGAAAGCAGGAUGAGGGGGGACCAGCCUGUGACCUGUCGUGAGACCUUUGGGGACAGCCACGCGGGGGUGAGGGGUGCUCAGUGCAAGCAGGCAACGUAUACAGCCCAGUGUUCGCUUUCAGGUACUUUUAUCUUUCAAAUCACUCAAAAAAAAGAAAAAAUCAGUGUUCUGUCUGAAGGGAAGAUUUCAGACACUUCAGAGCAGGAUCUUUGCCUUUUGUACAGACCAAGCCUAGGUAAGCCCGAGUCAUAUUAUUGCAACACAAACUGUGUCAGUAUUUUACUGCGCAACCCUGGUGGGUUUAAGGGUGAGCAAAUGGGCUGUUCCGCAUGUUAAUGACGAAGUUUCUCAAAGAACCUCAUCUCUUGACACUGCCAGGAUCUCUGAGUGGGAGUGAAAUUUCCCAGCUGGUUGUAAAUAAAUAAUGGAACUAAGUAAAAAAUACCAGAAGCAAAUUGA